Messenger RNA from Lathyrus sativus (Indian pea), 252 nucleotides. The record is from the annotation of a GenBank genome assembly. Lineage: Eukaryota; Viridiplantae; Streptophyta; Magnoliopsida; Fabales; Fabaceae.
AUGAAACCAUUCCUUAUGUGCCUUCUCCUCACUUCUUCAUUAUUAGAACUUUCAUUGGCUGGUUCUGAUUUUUGUGACACAAAGUGUGGAGAAAGGUGCUCGAAAGCUUCGGUGCAGGAUCGAUGCCUGAAGUAUUGUGGGAUCUGUUGUGAAAAAUGUAAUUGUGUUCCAUCUGGGACUUAUGGUAACAAAGACGAGUGUCCUUGUUACAGAGACAUGAAGAACUCAAAGGGACAAGGAAAAUGCCCUUAA